This is a messenger RNA of Fusarium subglutinans, 1344 nucleotides long. Its product is annotated as salicylate hydroxylase. The record is from RefSeq and is a predicted model, not a curated record. The transcript has 2 exons. Gene Ontology annotation, molecular function: FAD binding; monooxygenase activity. The coding region runs from base 1 to 1344 and encodes 447 amino acids. NCBI's taxonomy places the organism in Eukaryota, Fungi, Ascomycota, Sordariomycetes, Hypocreales, Nectriaceae.
AUGAGCCAACGAAUCGAGAACGAGAAGUCUGCUCCGCUCAAGAUUAUUAUCUGCGGAGGAGGAAUCGCUGGCUUCGCAGCAGCACUGCUCUUGCGUGAAGAACACGACGUUCUGGUCCUCGAAUCUUCAUCAUCCAACGAGGAGCUGGGUGCCGCCAUCACGCUCUCCAUCAAGGCCACCAGACUUUUGAGAAGAAGCUUCACGCGCGCAGGUUUCGAUAAGGAUCUCGCCCAUUAUGUCGAAGCCGAAAAGGUUGGAUCAAAAUUUGUCACCCUCGCUGAGUAUACCGUGCAAUAUACUGACGCCUCAAAGUUCCAGGAACUGCAUUGGAAGGACCUCUCAGUCCUCCUGGAAUGGCCAAUCAGUGCAGUCACCCAGAAGUAUGGUGAACCAUGGUGGUAUUUCUCCCGCAAGGACGUCCACGCCGAACUUAAACGCGCUGCUCUCUCCAAAGAUGGCUUAGGAACGACACCUCGCUUGCAGACAGGCGACCACGUCGAAAGAGUCGACUCGAAAACUGGUUCAGUAUUCCUCAAGUCCGGAGAGUCCUACAAGGCUGACUUGAUCAUCGGCGCGGACGGGAUUCGAUCUGCGAGUGGUAACUCGGUGUUUGGCAAGCUUGAGACAACACCUGAGGGCCUGUCCGCAUAUCGCUGCAUGAUCCGCACAGAGGAGCUGAGGAAGAACCCGCAGACACAGGUUCUGACUGAAAGUGCAAAAGUGCUCAUGGUGAUUGGUCCCGAUAGGAGAAUCGUUGUGUAUCCUUGCUCGAGCUGGGAGUGGAUGAACUUUGUGUGCAUUUACCCAGAUACUAGCGACCGACGGCUUCAGUGGAGUAGUGAAGUCGAGGUACAAGACAUGAUGGACAAGUUCAAGGACUUUCAUCCUUCUAUAGUUACUGCAUUGUCGAUGGCUUCUAAUGCUGGAGUCUGGCAGCUGCGACAGCGCGUGCCUCUACCGACAUUGGUCAAGGAUUGUUACGCCCUGGUAGGAGAUGCAGCACAUGCAAUGGGUCCACAUCAAGGCCAAGGCGCCUGCCAAGCCAUUGAAGACGCGGAAGCUCUUAGAAUAGUCUUGAGUGGUGCCUCGACAGAGGAUGUUGAAUCCCGACUCAAGAUAUACGACGAGUUGCGCCUCCAGCGCGUUACUAGGGUAAUGGAGAAUACGAAGAAAAUGGCUCCGCAAGCCACUGACUCGAAGGAGUUUGAGUUCAAGAGUUCACAGACGUAUAGUGACUACCACUGGGGCUAUAAAGUGGCUGAGGAAGCGGUGGAUCUGAUGCGUGCGCAUGGACUGGCCUUGAAGAUCCUGAACGACGAGACUGGGGAGGUUGGAUUUGAAUGA